Molecule: messenger RNA, 1390 nt
Organism: Musa acuminata AAA Group (dessert banana)
Lineage: Eukaryota; Viridiplantae; Streptophyta; Magnoliopsida; Zingiberales; Musaceae
Exons: 9
Coding region: 51-818 (255 amino acids)
Molecular function (GO): oxidoreductase activity; antioxidant activity
Source: RefSeq, a predicted model, not a curated record
UAAAUCGAGCGGUCGCCCGCGGCUCACCGUCACCGGCUACCGACAACUCCAUGGCUUCCGCAACCCGAGCCGGCGUCCUCCCAUCGCCAUCUCUUCUGCGGUCCGCCUCCGCCGCUCUUUUACUGCCGCCUCCGAUGAUCGCCUCCUCCCGGCGAACCCUUUCUUCUCCAUCUCGGCGCCUGCUCCUCCACCCCGCCGUCAAACCCACUCGGCCGGACCUGCCCACGUUCCGAGUCCGAGCCGCGAGAACCGAGUCCGGCUCUGUCUCUCUCGGCUUCAGAGCUCCCCAUUUCGAGCUGCCGGAGCCCUUGACGGGGAAAGUGUGGACUUUGGAUGAUUUCGAGUCUUGCCCUGCGCUUCUGGUGAUGUUCAUUUGCAAUCACUGCCCAUUUGUUAAGCAUUUGAAGAAGGAUAUUACCAAACUUACAAGUUUCUAUAUAGAGAAGGGGCUGGGUGUUGUUGCCAUCUCUUCAAAUUCCACCAUCACCCAUCCACAGGAUGGACCAGAAUUUAUGGCAGAAGAAGCUAAAUUGUUCAAUUACCCUUUUCCCUAUCUGUUCGAUGAGUCACAGGAUGUUGCACGGGCUUUUGGAGCUGUAUGUACACCAGAGUUUUUCCUCUUCAAGAAGGAUGGAAGAAGGCCAUUUGAGCUGUUCUAUCGUGGGCAGUUUGAUGACUCACGACCUAGUAAUAAUGUGCCCAUAACAGGAAGGGACCUAAGUCGCGCAAUAGACUGUGUUCUCAGUGGCCAGCUCCUAACGUCUGCACAAAAACCGAGUGUUGGAUGUAGCAUAAAGUGGCACCCAAAAACGACUUGAGUAGUUCUCCGUCAUGGUUCCCUCAGUUCUUCAUGAAUUCCAGAAUACAUGCGCUUCCGGUGAGUCACUGUCAAAAUCAACUUGGUUUCGCAUUCCUCUCCAUUACCUGAUUAUAUGUACUUCCUAAAUUAUGCAUAGAAAUUCUAAAUCAUCUUGGGCAUUGGUUGUUAAUUUUUAUACACGGAGGCAAGCGAGGAUAAGAGGGGGGAACGAUAAAGUACCAUUGUGAUUGCCUGGAGGUUGACAAACUACAAUUGUUUAACCCUUUGUUUAUCCGUUCUAGUUCUCUUGCCAUUUUCUGUUCUUAAGCAGGAAUGAAUUGUCUGCACUCUUUCUGUUCUCAUGACCGUUAUGCCGAUGAUGUGGACGGUAAAUUUGUUCAGAUUUUCCUGCGAGCUGCUUGACCGAAUGGUUGGAUGCCGGGUGACACAAAUCUUUCUCCAUCAAGAAAGUUGGUACAGCCCUUUGCUAUGAGAGAAAGAAUGUAAUUAUUUUGUGACUGUGACAUCAUAUGCCUCUGUAAAAUCUUUUCCUUCCAUCUUUUAUACUUGAAGCUCGGUUUUUUUGGUACA